Messenger RNA from Pistacia vera, 1861 nucleotides. Its product is annotated as lysine histidine transporter-like 8. The transcript is spliced from 5 exons. NCBI's taxonomy places the organism in Eukaryota, Viridiplantae, Streptophyta, Magnoliopsida, Sapindales, Anacardiaceae. The record is from RefSeq and is a predicted model, not a curated record. Gene Ontology annotation, cellular component: plasma membrane. Bases 125 to 1699 code for a protein of 524 amino acids.
AACUGCAACAGGACAUAUCAAGUCUAUAUAUAUACAACAUUGAAGCAAACGCAGCAUUCCUUCUUUAAGAAAAGUUUCAGUUUUAAGCUAUAUUUGUGUUUGACAGAGAGCAUUAGUCUUUGUGAUGGAGGAGGUGGUGGAAUUGAAUGUUAGCCCAGUAACAACAAGGCCAGGGAUAAAAAGUCAGGCUAUAGCGGCCCCUCCAUUUCGACUCCAUUGUCCUUCAAUGUCUCGAUCACCGUCACUUGAUUCUGCCCCUAAAACCCCCAGAAGCUCAUUCACUUCACGUUUAAUGACUCCGAUAUCCAGCCCCAUGAAGAAGGCAAUUACAAACAUGCAAGGUUACUUGGAAGAAGUUGGCCAAUUCACAAAACUUGAGCCCCAGCAAGGUCAGGACGCUUGGCUUCCCAUCACCGAAUCUAGGAAUGGCAACGUUUACUACUCAGCGUUUCACACUCUGAGUUCAGGCAUCGGAGUUCAAGCUCUUAUUCUUCCUCUAUCUUUUGUUACCCUUGGUUGGACUUGGGGAAUUGCAUGUCUAUCCUUGAUCUUCCUGUGGCAGUGGUACACUUUGUGGUUACUGAUUCAGAUGCAUGAAUCGGAGUCUGGGAUACGUUACAGCAGAUAUCUCCGUCUUUCAAUAACUGCUUUUGGUGAAAAGCGAGGGAAGCUGCUAGCUCUCUUUCCGAUUAUGUAUCUAUCGGGUGGCACUUGUACAAUCCUGAUUAUGAUAGGAGGUGGGACGAUGAAGAUAUUUUUCGAUAUCAUGUGUGGGGACACAUGCCUCGUAACUCCUCCGACAGCUGCAGAGUGGUACUUGGUGUUCGCUUGCGCAGCCAUUAUUUUGGCUCAGCUUCCCAAUUUAAACUCAAUAGCUGGAGUUUCCCUAAUUGGAGCUAUCACAGCCGUUAGUUACUGUACAGUGAUAUGGGUUGUGUCCGUCGUCAAAGGGAAGCCCCCGGGCGUAUCCUAUGAUCCACGGGAGGCAAAUUCUGACAUGGCCAAGCUUUGCAAUAUUCUCAACGCACUUGGGAUAAUCGCCUUCGCUUUCAGGGGCCACAAUCUUGUUCUGGAAAUACAGGGAACCAUGCCUUCUAGUUCAAAGCACCCAUCCCGAGUGCCGAUGGGGAGAGGAGUAAAUUUUGCAUAUUUGAUUAUUGCAGCGUGUUUGUUUCCGCUUGCAAUAGCUGGCUAUUGGGCUUACGGAAACUUGAUACCUGAAUCUGGAAUGUUGGAUGCCUUGUACAAUCACCACGGAAAUGACACAUCCAAAUUGCUGACGGGGUUAACAAGCUUAUUUGUAGUGAUCAACAGUCUUAGCUCAUAUCAGAUUUAUGCUAUGCCAGCAUUUGACAAUAUGGAAUUCAGAUAUACUAGCAAAUUUAAUAAACCAUGUCCAUGGUGGCUCCGCACAGGGAUCAGGGUCUUCUUUGGAAGCUUUACAUUCUUUUUAGCAGUAGCACUGCCAUUCUUGCGCGACUUGGCAGGACUAAUUGGAGGAAUCGCAUUACCUAUCACAUUAGCAUAUCCAUGUUUCAUGUGGAUACAAAUCAAGAAGCCCCCGAAAUAUGGUGCAAUCUGGUCCCUUAAUUGGAUCUUAGGAGUCUUGGGAAUGGUUCUCAGUAUUUUAGUGGUGAUUGGAGCAACAUGGAGUAUAGUUACAAUGGGCUUAGAAAUUCACUUCUUCAAGCCCCAAUAAGCAAGCAGCCACAAGAAUUCUUGGCGAAUUCUGUAACCAGUGCAUAGCCUCGUAUGCUCAGCAAUCAUUUACGUCAUGAAGCCUGAAAUUCAGCGAAAAGUGACACAACUGUAUAUCUAAUAUUAGUAUAUUACACUAGUGCUGUCUUUCUCGCUUGAUGCA